Molecule: messenger RNA, 1507 nt
Organism: Exserohilum turcica Et28A
Lineage: Eukaryota; Fungi; Ascomycota; Dothideomycetes; Pleosporales; Pleosporaceae
Exons: 3
Coding region: 311-1375 (354 amino acids)
Cellular component (GO): fungal-type vacuole membrane
Source: RefSeq, a predicted model, not a curated record
AUUGUACGUGCGUCGCUAUUUGCGAUCAGGCAGAGAGGGGGUUUCGGUACACUCUGCGCAUGUGCUUGUCUUCUGAGCUUUUCCCAGCUCCCAAGUCUUUGCAAUUUGCUUUCCCCGCAUUCCAUACCGUUUACUUUGACGAGUGGAUCGGUCCCUUUGCCGUACCCUUGUUCUAUUUAACAUACACUGGUUUCCUCGCUCCGCGGCCCACCCAAAGAGUUUGUGUCUUUUACGUGUCUUGGUAGACGCGAAAUCCCGCGACGAUCGCGUCUCUACUGGGAGCAAAUUUGCACGCAAAAGGGCCUUCGACAUGGACGACAAAGAAUCGACAACACGUGAAAACGAUGUCCGCACCACGCCCCAGGGGAGAGGUGGUAUCAUGAACAAGCUGUAUCCUCCAGGAGAGAAGCCAGGCGCGAAGGGUCGCAUGAAGAACCACUGCAGGAAGUUUUGGUGGUGUGACUUUUUGGUAUUUGCAAUCAUUGUGCUGAUCAUUGUGCUGCCAAUCAUCUACGUUGCCAUACCCAAGAGAGCCCAGCGCGAGAUCAACCGUUCCACAAUAGAGGUGACUUCUCAGGACGUAACCGACCCUCACUCAGACAGCAUCCGCUUGAAACUCAACACGCUCAUCAAGAGCAACAGCAGCUACCACCCCAGGAUCGACGGCUUCCGCGCUGGCCUCUCACUCAAAGGACAGAAGCCCUUCUUGUUCGUCGACAUUCCCGGAGUCAAAUCUGAGAAGGAGGUGCCAGUCACGGUUGACCAGAAUGUGCAAUUGCCCAAUGUGACUGCUUUUACGCAGUACACCAAGACGGUCCUGGCCAGCGAAGAGUUUGACGUCUAUAUGAAUGGCAAGACUAAUAUCCACCUUUCCGGCCUCCCGACCAUGGACGUCAAUUACAACAAAGUUGUCAGGAUGAAGGGACUAAACAAGCUCAGCGGCCUUAACAUCAGCGACGUCCGCAUUCUUUCCGGCGACACGCUCCUGCAGGACGGCUCCAACCUCGUCGCCAACGUCAGCAUCCCCAACCCCUCUGUCAUGACGCUCGAUCUCGGCAACGUCACCCUCAACCUCUUUGUCGACGGCAAGGAAAUCGGCUAUGUGCUCGUCCCAGACCUCUACCUUAAGCCCGGCAACAACACGUUCCCCCUGCAGAGCCACGUCAACCAGCUCACCAUCCUCAGCCUCAUCACGUCCCAGUACAAGAACGCCGUCCUGCCCCUCCAGAUCAUCGGCAACUCCAGCAUCAGGAACGGAGAGCACCUCACGUACUAUGAAGACGCUAUCAAGAGUAACACAAUCAAUCUCGAUUUGAAUGUUGGGCCCGCGCUCGCGGCAAUUGGAAUCAACACUACGAGCUUUGGUUCGUCGUAAACGGGGCUGGGAAAGCGUCUGUUUUGGUUGUGCUAUGCAUGUGGUGAUGCGGUAAUGUGGUAAUGUCCAGGGGGAACCCCGGUGGUUCAAACAGUCGUUUUUACGCAGUGCAUGUAUGAUAUCCCGUCGUUU